Molecule: messenger RNA, 7096 nt
Organism: Topomyia yanbarensis
Lineage: Eukaryota; Metazoa; Arthropoda; Insecta; Diptera; Culicidae
Exons: 19
Coding region: 1286-6025 (1579 amino acids)
Cellular component (GO): cytoskeleton
Source: RefSeq, a predicted model, not a curated record
CGACUCGGGACGGGUGGUGGUUCGAAUCAGUGAGCGAGCGGGUUCUGUGCUUUUCUAUACGUUGAGGGUGACUGUCUGUCGUCUCUCCUUCAGCGGUGUGUGAGUUUUUGUCAUACUCGUAUACCUACUCACGUGCGUUUCGGGUGUGGAGCGAUACAAAUCGGUGAGAAGGUGAGAGCGAUCGCUCUCAUUUCGCGAUUGUGUGGUGUUACUCACCAUUUAAUUGGAUGGUAGUCGUGAGCUGGCUGAUGAUUACAAAUGCCGAUUGUCACGGCUCGGUUAAUUUGACGUAGGGAUACCCGCGCUCUCGUUUUUACCGUACGCAGUUAUGUUGUUUUAGCAGCGGUGUUUGGUGUUUUGACGAAGAACUUUACGCGUGAUAGGGUGUUUAAUUCAACCUCUCAAGUCUGUUCUAAUAUCAAUUCGGCGUAAAAAAAACAAAGAAGAGUUACUUCCCGUACAAAUCUUCAAGGUGAAGGUGGAAAUUUUCGUGGUAAACUACAGAAAAUCAGUGGGACAAAUUUCGUCACAGGUUGACGCUUUUCCCUACCAAAUAAAGCAAAAUUGCGUGAUUUUUGUUGUGUACGAUAGUCGGCUAGCUGAGUGAGCGACGGUCAACGAAGAGUGAACUCAACAGAGAGUGCUGGCUGCAAGAGAAAACAACGUGAGUCGCUAUAGCGAUAUGUGAACACAGUUUUCUCCGUGGUCGAUGACAGCAGGAGCGGUGGCAGCGCAAAAAAUAGGGAAAUCUUGUGUUAUUCUGUGUGCGGUGGUGUUGCCCAGCCUGGCAGGCUUUUGAGUGGAAGAAUUAUCGGUCGUUCCGGACGGUUCGCGUUUGUUAAGUUUUAGUGAUGUAUUUAUUCAUACAAUCGGUAUUCAUUUGAUUUAUUGUCCGUCUGGGGGAAACGUCUGACGGGUGAAGAAGUGAAGAUUCUGUGAUUGCAGUGUACUCGUUGCUAGGAAAGUGAAUUGUAACUUUUUUCAGUGUUGUGUCCUUUUUUUGUGUGUGCCCCUAAGCAGUCGGAAGUCCCGUGGUUAGUAAAAGAAUUAUUGAUCUGGUUGCCUGCUGAGGAGAGCCGGGAGAAGUUUGUCGUGUGUUCGCGAAAAAGAGUGCGAAGUUCGUGUGUUCUCGUUGAGGAUUGCAACCGUUUUUUGCAGCGAUUAUCGAUCUCGGAGUGUCCCACCGUCUAUCCAUAUGGAUUAGAGAGAGAGACAGCGAUUUCACGUGGAGUUCUAUGAAAUAAAUGCCGCGCCCAACCGCCCACCACCAGGACGAGUUCAAGCAAUGACCGAUGAAAGUCCUCCCCGUCGUCUAUCGCAAAUCUUUGACCCUCUGACGAGUCUGAGCGAUCUCGAGCAGAUCCAGCAGCAAAUUCAACAGCACCAGCAACACCUCCAACAGCACCAACAACAACAGCAGCAAAGUCAUUACAAAUAUGGUCCGGGAGCUCCGUCCUCGGUUGUACUCCAGCAUCGACAAUCCGGUGGUGGUUACAACAGUUACAACAACACAGCCUCCUCGUCGACAUCGCUAUCAUCGGUCUCGAAUCAAAGUGCCAAGCUGAGCUCGAGUAGCUCCACCAGCAGUUACGUGGGAGGACCUCCGCCCGGACUAAGCCGGAUAGUGAUGGGUUCCCGGUCAACCCCGAACAGUCCGCGGUUGGUAGCGCGUCGUGGCACGGGUUCAAGUGGUGCCCCGCCGGCAGGUAGCAACCGACCACCGAUGGUUCCUCCACGGGUACCGAACGCUGCCAUCAUUGCUAAUCCUUCGCUGGUCGCCCUGGACUCGGACGCUCCGUGGCCGGCUUUCGGCAGCCUUACCGACAAUCUCGAUGUACAUCAGGUGAACAAUUAUCAGCAGGGGCUUCCGGAGAUUAAUUGGCAGGAACGAUGCCUGGAACUGCAGCUGGAGUUGCAUCGUUCGCGAAAUCAGGCCGGACGGGUGCGGGAUAUGCUGCGUGAAAAGCUCUCGGAGCUCGAACAGAGGGUCAUCGAAGCCGAGGAACGAGCUGAUGAAGCCGAGGACAAGGUCCGGGCCAUGGAGCAGCGGCUGUGUGACUGGCCCAAGUCUCAGAGCAUAACUGGGCCAGCCGGAAGUAGUAACAGCGGAGCAGCCAACAGUCACACCAAACCGUCUGGAAGUUCCUCGACCGAUCCGGUCAAAAUCUCGCAGCUCGAAACAGCCGUUGAAGAGCAGAAACAGUUGCGCCUCCAGGACGCCCGCCAGGUCGGCGCAAAGGCAGCUAAAAUUAAGGAGUGGGUCACAAACAAACUCCGAGAGCUAGAAGAACAGAACCAGCUGCUGCGUGAGCAGAACAUCAAGUGCAAUCAACAGUUAGAACUACUAAGGAACCACAUCGCCACCCAAAGCAGUAGACAUAGUAUACAGCAACCAGUUAGAUCUAGUUUAAGCUUAGACGUGCAGGAUUUUAAACGUCGCAGCGGUCGACGGCGUAGCGAAUCGUUGGAUCCGCCGGAGCAUCGCUCCCUGCUGACGUCGUCCACGGUGCACCAUCACCGACGAAACCUUUCCAUGGAACCUCAGGAACUAGCUAGGGAUCUAGCGGCCGCCGUCGAUGGGCUGCAUCUGAUACCCCUGAAUCCCGGCCCACAGCCCAGUCCCAUCUCGGAUAUGGAUGCCGCGCACGACUACGCGGAAAUCUACACACCGUCCCGGGAAAAGGCCCCCACGUGGUUGAAAGGUCUUCCAAGUGGAGGCUCUAGUACGACCACCUCGGACUCGGUGGCUGAGCUUGGUCCAGCGAGACCACCAACGCCUCCCCUUCACCGGUUUCCCAGUUGGGAGGCCAAAAUUUACCAGGUGGCCAACGAUGGCCUGGCCGGAGACGAAAAUGAAUCCCAAGACCAGGAGUCCGGGUCCGGGAUGACGUCCAGCGUUGGGAUAAACUCCCGUUCGCAGACCGUUUCCGGUGGAUACUGUGAUAUUAGUGUACCGGUUUACGCCACCGUUAAAGGGCGUGCCUCCCAGAUCCGGUCGAUGCCAUUUACCGGCGAUUCCAGUGAUGACAGCAGCGACGGGGAAGAACAUGGUGCCAUCAUGACCUGUGCCACGUCCACACACAACUCGCACAACUCUACCAGCACGGACAAUACCGAGACGAGUACCUCGGGCAGUGCCUCUAGUCCCUCGAAAAGCCUCAAAACCUCCUCUAGUCUAAGCCCGGCCAAGCGCAGUGGGUCCGAAAGUCCAAAGAACAAAACACGAGUAAUUUCAGAAAUGUCCUUUGAAUCAGGGCUAUCCGACGACUACGCGAUACCACCGGAUGCAGUGUCGGCGGUGGAUACCUCCUGCAUGGACGCUUCGAUGCCAUCACUGUUGAUGCGUACCUCCUACGCUGAUUCCCCGAAAAAGAUGGAAACACUGGAAAAGGUCGGUCAUCUGGCCAAACUCGGUGGGAAGUUGAAAACGUGGCGCAAGCGUUGGUUUGUGCUGAAAAAUGGACAACUCACGUACUGGAAGAGUCAACACGAUGUGACGCGGAAGCCCCAGGGAACGAUCGCACUGGAUGAAGCGUGUCGGAUCAAUAGAGCCGAGGGAGCAUCCACGUUCGAAAUUGAUACCGGAAAGAAGGUUUACUAUCUGACGGCGGAUUCCAACGCCACAAUGGACGACUGGAUCCGGGUGCUGCAGAAUGUUCAACGAAGGAACGCUACCAAACUGCUGCUCAGUAGAGACGAUCAGAAGCCAACGGUGCAGGGUUGGGUUACCAAGGUGAAGAAUGGCCACGCGAAGAAGUGCUGGUGCGUCCUGUUGGGGAAGAUGUUCCUGUACUUUAAGGCACCGGGAGAAACGAACACGCUGGGACAAAUCAACAUGCGGGAUGCUCGCGUGGAGGAAGUGGAACACGUGUCCGACUCCGACUCGGAAGAACGUGAGGAUCCUGCCCAAAGCCAAGCGAGGCUGACCGUGGCCAUUUAUCCGCAGCAUCAGGGACUGGGCCCCACAUACCUCAUCCUGCCAGGCAAACAAGAACGGGACAACUGGCUGUACCAUCUAACCGUAGUUUCCGGCGGAGGACCUAAUGCUGGAACUCAGUACGAACAACUGAUUCAGAAACUGAUGGAAACCGAUGGCGAUCCUAACUGCGUCCUGUGGCGACAUCCGAUUCUUCUGCACACCAAGGAUAACAUAACUUCACCCCUGACUUCACUACAUUCCGAAACGCUCCAAGCGGAAGCUAUCAAAUUGUUUAAGAGUUGCCAGCUGUUCCUUUCGGUGGCCGUCAAUCAGCCGGGUAUCGACUACCACGUGGUUCUGGCGCAGAACGCCCUCCAGCAGUGUCUGGACAUGCCAGAGCUGCAGUCCGAACUGAUCUGCACCCUAAUCAAGCAAACGUCCCGCCAUACCGGCCAGAAGCUGGGUGUAGGUGUCCAGGUAAACAAGAAACUGGGCAUACCGGCUCGUCAAUUGCUGCUAUGUGCAACCCAGAGUUUGUUCACUUGUGAUACGCAACAAGGCAAUACAACUCAAGCGAAUGGGAGCUCACCAACUUCCAUUCAGGCUCCAUCGAUUGCACCGAUUAUCGACUGCAAAUCGAAUCCGCCAGCCUACACAUUCAUCCAGGGUUGGCAGCUUCUGUCGCUAGCAGUGUCCCUGUUCGUGCCAAAAAAUAGCCGCCUGCUGUGGUACCUCAAACUACACCUGUCAAGGAAUGCUGACUCCAAAACCGAAUGCGGCAAAUACGCGGCCUACUGCGAGCGAGCGUUGGAGCGAACCAUGCAGAAUGGUGGUCGUGAAACGAAACCCUCCCGUAUGGAAGUCCUGUCGAUUCUGCUAAAGAAUCCGUAUCACCACUCGUUGCCGCAUGCGAUUCCGGUGCACAUGAUGAAUGGCACCUACCAGGUGGUGUCCUUUGAUGGGUCCUCCACGAUCGAGGAGUUCCACUCGACGCUGGCACAGGAGAUUGGAUGUCGCGAUGGCACCAACGGUUUUACACUGUUUAGUGACGAUCCGAUCGAAAAGGACUUGGAGCACUAUUUGGAUCCGCAGGCGAAGCUCUGUGACGUAAUUUCCAAAUGGGAAACGGCGUUACGCGAGAAAGGUUCCGGUAAAUUUGAAAACUCUCGUGUGAUUCAGUUGACCUAUAAAAAUCGACUCUACUGGAAACACGCGGCCAAACUGGAAACCGAGAAAGAGCGACUCCUUCUCUGCUAUCAGAUAAAUCAACAAGUGGUCCAAGGCCGGUUUCCUUUGUCACGUGAUCUAGCUCUUGAACUGGCUUCCCUAAUGGCACAGAUCGACAUGGGUGAUUUCGCGGUGGACAAAGCCAAGACCAGCUCGCUGCAGGCACUGGACAAGUUCUAUCCUUACCGCUACCGGGACGCUCUAACCACGGAUGGUUUGAAGGAACUACAAGAAUUGCUGGCGGGCAAGUGGUCCCUGCUGAAAGGUCGCUCCGUUGUGGACUGCGUACGGAUCUAUCUGACCUGUGCCCGUAAAUGGCCCUUCUUCGGUGCGGCACUAUUCCAAGCCAAACCUAGACAUUCCGAUCAAGCGAUGGCCUGGCUGGCUGUAUCCGAGGAUGCUCUCAGCGUGCUGGAGCUUUCCUCGAUGGCAUCAAUUGCUCGCUAUCCGUACAGUUCGGUGAUGACCUUCGGCGGUUGUCAGGAUGAUUUCAUGUUGGUGGUCAGCGCGGAUGAUACCCUGGCAGGCGGUCCCGAACAGAAACUGCUGUUCGCCAUGAGUAAACCGAAGAUUCUGGAGAUAACGCUGUUGAUUGCGGAUUACAUGAAUGCGUUGGGCCACACGCUGCCCGGGACACCGCAGAUGAAUACGCUGACGCGGAAUGGAAGUCACAGGAGUAUAAGAUCCCGUGCCCACCCCGGUUCGGCCACGGGGACGCCCGCCCACAACACGCUGAACUCGUCGCAUGCCAACACAACCCACGCCCACAACACGCUUACGUCCCACUCGCAUACGCUCAAUUCGCACGUCAGCCACACGCUCAGCUCGCACGGACAGCCGGAUAUCCUCAAGAGUACACCGGAUCACCAGCGGCGUUGAGAACCGCCGCCGCGAAGGCAGACAACAGCGCGCACAACAAUAAAAAAAAACCGGGCGACUAGUUUUCUAUUGCUGUAACAAUAAUUGUUCCGUCACUUUCGAGAUAUAAACGAUAUUAUUUUUUAAUCGUAUUGGACUAAUUUUAUUUUGCAUUUACUAAAGGACCGAAUAAGUGUUACGAAUGCAUUUCAAAAUCAAAUCUUGAGAAUCUAGAGUUAGUUUUAAUCGAUUAAGUUAAUAAAUAUAACCAAAUUGUUUAGACCUUAAGUUAACAAUUUUUGUUCAAUUUGUUUCAAUAUUUUGAUUUUUGUAAAUAAAAAAAGUCAAAUAUCGACACACAGGUCGUACACCGUACUUUAGUGUGAAAAUGAGUCAUUCAAAACGUAACAUUUUCUGCAAACGAUUUCAUUUAGCAUUUUAGGCGUACCAGAUUAGUUUGUAGGAGCUCUAACCAAAACUAACGAACAUCAACAAUCUGUCAUUGAGAUUAAGGAGAACCUUUCCAGCUAGAUAAGCUGAAAAGAAUGCAUAGUGACGUGUUUGUGUGUAAGUUGGCAGAUACUAGCUCGAAGGAGUAGACAAUUUGAACUCAAACGGAAAUAAUUAGGAAACUAAUGUGAUUUUUUACUCAAUCUAUAGUAACAAACUGACAGGUCAUAGUUAUACCACUAACGAACUGGAUACGAUGGCACACUAGAAUAGAUAAGAACUAAAACUGAAAAGCGAACAGAAAAAUAUAACAACACUUAAAAUAGGACUUUUGUUUAGUCUACAGACGAAUCUAAAACGUAAUAACAAAAAAAAUGUGUAACCAAAUCCGUUUUCUUUUUCUACAUUUACAACGUGUAACCGAAAUAUAAUAGAAGAAUGCUAACAACCGGGUGAGGAGAGAAGCUGAGUAGUAGGUAUUCUUAAUUCUGUAUAACCGCCUCUAGUGUGUUGAUACCAAAAUUGAUAAGCGGAAUAAGUACGCUAACGUAUACAAAAAACCGUGUAAUCAAUAAAACAAUACAGUUCGGUAAUUAUUAAAUCAAAGAUGAGAAAAUAGAAACGGACAUUGAUGAUUGUUAA